AUGAAAGCUGAAAUCAGUUUAUUGCAGACUGAGAUCGAUCAACUUAGUGAGCGAUAUGAACGACUACAGAAAGAAUCGAACAAGGCCAACAAGGAUGCUACUGCGCCUGAGCAGCUGCCCAUAGAAGAGCAUCCUGACCUCACGAACCACCAGUAUUUUGAAGAAUUGAUCAAUGGAAUCAUGAUUAAAGGUAUAACCGAGCAAGAGCGGUUAGAUAAAGAAAAAUUGGAAGGUCAUUAUAAAAGAAGGAAGUUGGCCCGGGAAAAAAACGUGAAGGAUUAUGAAGCUUUGAAAAGUCAGUUCCUUGACAAGGUGCAGCUUGAAAGUUGCUAUAGAUUGGGUGGUAUUACCGCAUUUCCUGUCAAUGAUCCUUCUGCUGAUGAUGAAGAUAGAUUUUUAGGCAUACGUUUUGACACGUAUGACGUAUAUUCUGGAAAAUACACCACGCCUCAUUAUAUAAUCCUCAAGAAAAGGGUCAAGACGAACGACUGGUACGUGUUCAAGACCACGGUUCCAAAUUUCAUCCCAGUUAACGCAUUAUCCACUCAAUUUUUAAACACGGAGAUGUUCAAGUUUGUGUCUGAGAUUCGGCGUCAUCUUAUUCUGCUACAAGUGAAGAAAUCUGUGUUCGGUGUGUUGAGCUUGAAGCUUCAAACUCCAUCGCGACUAGAUAGCGAUCUCAGUUUUACUAAAGUUAACAUCAAUGUACAAAACAAGUUCGAGAUUGUUUUAAUCUGCGGCGAAAAAUCGAUAUCUAGUGUCAUUGUGAUAGGGGACAAGGACCAAAGUGGUGGAUUACUUACUAAAGUUACACGACGAAAACUAGAGUUAGCCUUUAGAGGAUGUAAGUACUCGGGCUUCGAAAAGCAGUUUUUCGAGAUUCUGAAAAAUUGUCAGAUCUCUAUAUAA
Messenger RNA from Brettanomyces nanus, 909 nucleotides. RefSeq lists its product as uncharacterized. The record is from RefSeq and is a predicted model, not a curated record. The coding region runs from base 1 to 909 and encodes 302 amino acids. NCBI's taxonomy places the organism in Eukaryota, Fungi, Ascomycota, Pichiomycetes, Pichiales, Pichiaceae. The transcript has a single exon. Gene Ontology annotation, cellular component: kinetochore; Mis6-Sim4 complex.